Phoenix dactylifera (date palm) is the source of this 402-nucleotide messenger RNA. Lineage: Eukaryota; Viridiplantae; Streptophyta; Magnoliopsida; Arecales; Arecaceae. The record is from RefSeq and is a predicted model, not a curated record.
AUGGCCAAUAAUCUCUAUGAGAUGGAAGGCUCAGUGGUGAUAGAUGGUGCAGAGGUGUUGGCGGCAGCACAGGAGAAGCAGUUGGCCUACAAACUGUGGCACUAUCAGAUGGGUCAUAUGAGCGACAGGGGGCUCAAGGAACUCGGUAAGAGAGGUCUGAUUCUAGUAGUUGAAAAGGAAGGAAAUGACAUAUGUGAGCCUUGCAUUUAUGGCAAACAACAUAGGGUAAAGUUUGCCAACAGUUUCAAGCGGAGUGAAGGUGUUCUACUGCUAGUUCACUCAAAUAUUUGGGGACUGGCGCCUGUUUCAGCUAGAGGUGGAGCAAGGUCCCCCAAUAGAAAGCAUGAUGGAGGCAUUCCAGAGAAGAUCUGGAGUGGGAAGAAGGUGGAGCUUGGCCACUAA